AUGAAAUGUAUUCCGGCUUUCUCGAAAAGAAGUGUUUUUAUAUAUUUUACAUUCCUGUUUUUAUUAUAUUUAAUUUAUCUAUUAAAUACUUGCUUAGUUGACGAAAAAAAGUUCAAUUUAAAAACAUUUUUUAACGCACAUCACAUAUCAAGUUACAAAAGUGCGACGAUGCGAUUUGUUUCCCUUCUCGGGUACAAAACAGAUGAUAGCCUUGGAAGUAAAUACAGGAGACUGAAAAAUAAAAAUUUGGUGCCCACUAAAAGACUGCCAGAUGCCUUGAUUAUCGGAGUAAAGAAGUGUGGAACACGCGCUCUGCUUGAAUUUUUAAGGUUGCAUCCUGACGUGCGUGCAGCCGGAUCGGAAGUCCACUUUUUUGAUAAGUUCUAUCACAAGGGUUUCGAAUGGUAUCGAGAGAAGAUGCCAGCAACUAUAGAAGGUCAGAUAACGAUGGAGAAGACGCCAUCUUACUGGGUGACGCGGUCGGCGCCUCGCAGGGUGUAUUCCAUGAACCCCGCAAUGAGACUUCUUGCGGUUGUACGAGACCCAGUAACCAGAGCUAUAAGCGAUUAUACACAAUCUGCUAGUAAAAGGCCCAGUUUGCCGCGGUUCGAGGAUUUAGCGCUAGUGAACAGUACCGUGGGCUGGGGCGGGGCGUGGUCCGUGGUAGACGCGACGUGGCCGCCGGUGCGGCUGGGCGUGUACGCGCGCCCGCUGCGCCGCUGGCUCCGGCGCUUCCCUCGCUCCAGACUGCUGCUUAUCAGUGGGGAGAGACUGGUCGCGGAUCCCGCAGCUGAAAUGGCUAGAGUACAAGAUUUCCUUGGUUUGAAGAGAUUAAUAACCGAUAAACACUUCUACUUUAACUCAACGAAAGGGUUUCCUUGCCUCCUAAAGUCGGAAGGAAAGUCGACGCCGCAUUGCCUCGGUAAGACGAAAGGUCGCAACCAUCCGUACAUAGAUCCUGUGGUAAUCGAGAGAUUGAGGGAAUAUUAUAGACCUUUUAAUGAGAGAUUUUAUGAGUUAUCUGGUAUUAAUUUUGGAUGGCCUUGAGAUUUAUUACUUUCUAUUAAAAAAAAAACAAUGAGUGUAAUAAUCUGGCAUAAAAAAUAUAGUAAAUGUAUACUGCUUCAAAUAGUACAUUCAUGUUUUGUUUUUUCACGCUUAACAAUGGUCAAAUUAUACUAUUUAUGGGGGUUCCUAUUCCGCCGUACGAUAAAAUAGAUAACUAAUUUUAGUUCUUAAAAUGAAAUAGUACAAAA
Papilio polytes (common Mormon) is the source of this 1256-nucleotide messenger RNA. RefSeq names its product heparan sulfate glucosamine 3-O-sulfotransferase 3A1 (gene Hs3st-B). The record is from RefSeq and is a predicted model, not a curated record. The transcript has 6 exons. The coding region runs from base 1 to 1047 and encodes 348 amino acids. Lineage: Eukaryota; Metazoa; Arthropoda; Insecta; Lepidoptera; Papilionidae. Gene Ontology annotation, molecular function: [heparan sulfate]-glucosamine 3-sulfotransferase activity.